CCAGAAUCCUUCGGAAGAUCAUUUCCACAACACAAUUCCUCACAAUUUGUUUGAUUUUUUCCGAUCGGAAUCGAACAAAGCACGAGGGAACUGUAAGGGCGAUCUUGAAAGUGGGAAUCUUUCUUUUGGGAUUUUUGUGAACAGAAUUGGUGAAUUUGGUUUUUGGUUGAUGGCUGAAAGUGGGAAAGUGUUUAGGCGUAGUGGAAUGGAUAAUAUUAGUAGUUUACCGGAUGAACUUGUUUUGCGCAUCAUCUCAUUACUUCCUAUGAAAGAUGCAGUUCGUACCUCUGUAUUGUCAACAAGGUGGAGGUAUCUCUACACUUUCACCUCUAAUAUAGACUUUGAUCUCCAAGAUAAGGUGGGCAAUGGUUUGGCGAAUGGGUUUGAUUUGAUGGAUUUUGUGGAUAGACUAUUCUUUUUCAGGAGCAAAUGGCCUUUAGAUAAGUUUAGGCUAAGAUGCCCAGAGUCGCAAGAUAUCGACCCUUUGCGUCUUGAAGGGUGGAUAAGUGCUGUAUUGUGGCAUGGUAUUCGAGAGCUGGAUUUAUACAUUGAUUCUAUUGAGUUCAAGGAUCUGCGGCUGCCUGCUAGUUUAUUUACUUGUAAGACAUUGGUGGUUCUGAAGUUGGAGAUUUCCCUUGAUUCUGGUGACUUGAAUUCUACCUCUGAGUUUAGCAACUCAUCAAACAUGGACUCUGAGUCUGGCCAGUUGGGUUUACAAGUCCCUGCCAAUGUUUGCCUCCCGAGUCUUAAGGUUCUUCACCUUGGGUAUAUUAUCUUUUCAGAUGAUUCCCGUGAAAGAUUAUUUUCAAACUGCCCUGUUCUUGAGGAUUUGAAAUACAGUUUUGAUGACCAGAAGUGCAAAUUCAUUGUCUGUCAUCCUACACUGAAGAGGCUGACUGUAGUAUCAUCGUGUUUUGAUUGUCUUGGCAAUUUUGAUAUUGUGGUUGAUGCCCCAGGUCUUGACUACAUGGAAUUCUGUGUUUGUGAUGUAAACUCUUGUGCAUUUGUGAACGUCCAGGCUCUUGCUAAAGCUCAGAUUAAUUUUCAACACAACGAAUGCGUGAAUUACAGACAUGCUGCAGCCAAUCUGAUGAGUGCGAUAAGCAACAUUCAGACAUGUUGUAUAUCUGGUGGAACUCUAUAUGAUCUCCAAAAGUUCAGUGUUCCAAUCCCUGGGUUUCCCAAUUUGACUCAUUUGACUGUUUUCCACAGCAACGGAUCUACCUUGGUAGAUUUACCAUAUUUACUUAAACAUUGUCACUCAUUAGAAACCCUUGUAUUUGAGGAUUCUUUAAAUCGAUGGGAUCCAGGUGCCUGGUUCCCAGUAGAGGAAUCUAGUUGUUUGUCGUUUUCCCUUAAAAAGAUUGAAAUUUUAUCAUUUGAAGGCACUGAUGAUGAAUUGGAAAUGACAGAGUAUUUUCUUCGAAGUGCUAGAGUUCUUGAGAGCAUGACAAUCCAUCUUACUGCAAAAUAUGAGGAGCAAUUGGAGAUCACUAAGGAGUUACUAGUAUUACCAAGAACCUCAAGUGAAUGCAUUGUUACUAUUUUUUAGGUACCUUCAUCUUUCUUGUAUGUUGAAUUGUCUUUUCUUGUUUGUGUUAAUUUCAAUUCUUGUUUGCAGGACUUGUCUUUGUUUUGUUCUUCGGAUUCUGGAUACAAAUUUUUCUGCAUCAUACUAACUUUGACAACACUUUUCUUUUUUCGCUCUCUACUUCUUAUACGUGCAUGUUGGAAAUAUUUGCUAGUUCAAAACUAUCCUUGUACUGAUAAAAAGAAGUUUAUAGUGGUUCAUUUCUUGUCCAACGGAGAACAAAGGAAACACAGUUCACAGCUCAUUUUCAAUUUUUGCAUUUUUUUUCCUCGUCCUUGCUCAUCUCUUUUCUUCAAACUUUGUCAUGACUUUUUAACGCUUAUUUUCUUAAGAUGUUUCAUUCAAAUAUCCACACAUGUUUAUAUACUCUUAACAAAUAUAUUCCAUUCACAUGUUCAUAUACUUUAACGAGUAUAUGGUAACUAGAUUGAGACGGAAGCAUAUGCUAAGUAUGGUAACUAUAUCUCUGAAGAUCUGAAAUGGAAGGGGAUAUUGGUAGGUUAUAACUGCAAAAUUAAAGAAUCAUUGGCUGCAUCUGCUUUUGGAGAAGGGAAAUCCAGGGUGGUGUUAUUGCCA
Rubroshorea leprosula is the source of this 2167-nucleotide messenger RNA. The record is from the annotation of a GenBank genome assembly. Lineage: Eukaryota; Viridiplantae; Streptophyta; Magnoliopsida; Malvales; Dipterocarpaceae.